Molecule: messenger RNA, 1254 nt
Organism: Spodoptera littoralis (African cotton leafworm)
Lineage: Eukaryota; Metazoa; Arthropoda; Insecta; Lepidoptera; Noctuidae
Source: the annotation of a GenBank genome assembly
AUGACUGGAACCAAGGAAAAUAAAACAAAGGAAGAAUCGAAAUCGAAAGCAAAACCGAAAGCUGAGCAAGUAACUGUUGCUGAGACUGAAGCUAAAACUGACGCCAAACAUAAAGCUUCUGAGCCUGAAGAAGAAGAAGAUGAAGGUAGCAGUGGUUCUAGUUCCACUACUACCAAAUCCAAGGCAAGCAAAGAAAGCUCUGAAGGUGAAGUGAAAGGAAGAGAUGAGAGUCAGCAAAUAGGCAAUGCACCAUUAGGAGGCAUUUAUAUAGAUCGGGAAGAAUAUUUGGCUGCUCAUAGAGAACUUACAAUGGAGCGUCAGCAUCAACAGGUUCUUAAUAACAUACUGCAUCGGAGGCUUGCUGAAUAUUACAAGAAACGUAAAUGCGAACAUGUUUUGAAACCUUUGGAAGGCGCUGUGGAUUUGGAAGAAAAAUAUCAACAGAAGCUACUUUCUUAUGAAGAACUCAAGGAGAAAGCUGAAAGGGAAAUUGCUGAUAUAAGAAAGAAAGUUAGUGAGGUCGAAGAAACGUAUGCUGGAAGGCAUGAACAUGCCAACAAGAAGUUUGAAGGAUUGCAACAUCUAGAAAGAUCCACUGGAUCAGGUCUUAUUUAUUCUAGAAAAGGGAAACCUAUAGCUGAUAAGACCGUAGAAAGGUUUCUCACUCUUCAAAGGCGUAAGAGUGAACAAUCUUCGGCUCUAUGUCUUCGAUAUAUACGAGCGAGGAACGCAGUUGCCGAACUUGAAGCCAUUGUGAAAAAUCUGGAAACUCUUGGACCGGGACUUUAUGUAUAUCAGUAUGAGCAGCUUAAUAUUGACAACCAAAAUUACAACACCAAGAUUGAAGAACGUGAAGACGAACUUAUAAAAAACCGCACGAAGUGUACAGAGCAUAACCAAAUCUUGGCUCACAUCAGAGAGAAGAUGCAUCACACUGACGAGGUCAUUGACUUUGCCGAAUGUGAUCUUGGGGACGCUGAAAUGGAAUUUUACAGGGCUCGAGAAGAUCUCGGCAUGAUUAAGAGCCGUCGCAAUAAACUUCGCUGGUCGUUGGAAGAAGAAAGGCUCAAAGCAGGUCUCCUAACGAGAAAAGAUUUACUGCGAGACUUCCAAGCUUCCUUGGACGAGGUGGUUCAAUUAGGACAAAGGAAGAAACAACUGGAGACUCAGGUAUCACGAGCCUCCAAAGAGUUGAGGCAUGCUCGCAAAACAGUACUGGCUCAAAGUAAUUUACACCGUCAUCAUGUAGGAUAA